This is a messenger RNA of Candida albicans SC5314, 1902 nucleotides long. It is a transcript of the gene CRN1, whose product is annotated as Crn1p. NCBI's taxonomy places the organism in Eukaryota, Fungi, Ascomycota, Pichiomycetes, Serinales, Debaryomycetaceae. The transcript is spliced from 2 exons. The record is from RefSeq and is a predicted model, not a curated record. Gene Ontology annotation, biological process: actin filament organization. Gene Ontology annotation, molecular function: actin filament binding. Bases 1 to 1902 code for a protein of 633 amino acids.
AUGAGUGGAAAAUUUGUGAGAGCCUCCAAGUAUCGUCAUGUUUUUGGACAACCAGCCAAGAAAGAAUUGUGUUAUGAGAACUUGAGAAUUACCAAAAAUGCUUGGGAUUCCAAUAUUAUUCAAACCAAUGGAAAGUACAUUUCAGUUAAUUGGGAGUCUUCAGGGGGUGGUGCAUUUGCUGUCAUUCCUGUUAACGAGACUGGGAAAGCUCCUGAUACUGUUUCGUUAUUUAGAGGACACAAGGGUCCAGUUUUAGAUACUGCUUUCAAUCCAUUCAAUGAACAACAAAUUGCUAGUUGCUCUGAUGAUGGAGACAUUUUGAUUUGGCAAAUUCCCGAUGACUAUUCAUUUCACAAGUAUCUUGAUGAAGAAGAAAAUAUUAAAGAUGUCACUGAACCCAUUAAAGUCUUAUCGGGCCACAAAAAGAAAGUCGGAUUGAUUGCAUUCCAUCCAUGUGCUGAAAAUGUGUUGGCAUCAACAUCGUUGGACUAUUCAGUUAAAAUUUGGAAUGUUGAAACUGGGAAAGAUGAAAUCACUUUGCAGCAUAACGAUUUUGUCACAUCAAUUUCAUUCAAUUACAACGGGUCCUUAUUAGCUACCUGUUCCAGAGACAAGAAAUUGCGUAUUUGGGAUAUCAGAUCAGGUAAGAUCAUUUCUGAAGGAUCUGGGCACGCCGGAGCCAAACCAUCGAGGGUUGCUUGGCUUGGAAAUACCGAUAGAAUUGUUACAACUGGGUUUUCUAGGUUUUCGGAUCGUCAAAUUGGUAUUUGGGAUGUUGAGAAUAUUGACAAAGGUCCAAUCAAUGGAUUUUGGCAAGUUGAUACGUCGUCCGGUGUUUUGAUUCCAUACUUUGACGUGGAAACCUCAAUAUUAUAUGUUGCUGGUAAGGGUGACGGAAAUAUUCGUUAUUAUGAGUAUAUCAAUGAUGAAUUGUUCGAGUUAUCCGAAUACACAUCGACCGACCCUCAAAGAGGAUUUGCUGUUGCUCCUAAAUAUUCAGUUAAUUUGAAAGACAAUGAAGUUACUAAAAGUUACAAAACAGUUUUGGAUAACUCCAUCGAGCCUGUUUCCUUUAUUGUACCAAGAAGGGCAGAAGUAUUCCAAGCUGAUAUUUAUCCAGACUGUCCUUCGACAGAGCCAGCAUUGAGCGCUGAAGAAUGGUUCUCUGGCAAAGAGGUGAAUGGUCCAUUGCUCAUUACAAUGGAAUCAUUGUAUAAUGGUAUCAAACCAGAAAUCCACGAAUCCAAACCAGUAACCGUGGUAAACGAAGUCAAAAAAGAGGCCGAACAAAAGAAACAAGAGGAAAUCAAGUUAAAGAGUGAACAGAAGGAAAAGAAGUCUGAUAGUCAAUCAACAUCAGCUGCUACUGCUUCUACUACUAAGAAACAAGAAAUCGAAUCUACUAAAGAAGGCACUCCAGGAAAGAAUGUCGACGAUUUAUUAAAGACUUCAGGACAAGUAAGUAGUUUGCUUAAUAAAGUAGCUGAACAAUCUGAUGACGAAGACAAUACCAACCAGGAAAACGGAAAAGAUGAAGCCUGGGAGGAAGUAAAGAAGCCAGUAACAAAGUCAUUAUCCCCUUCUAAGGUUGAUAAAAAGGAAGAGCCUAAGAAGGAAGAACCAAAGAAAGAGGAGCCAAAGAAAGAGGAACCAAAGAAAGUGACAUCUCCAGUUACAAAUGGAAAAUCAGUCAAACAAGAAAAUCAACAAGAUAGUAAAUCAAAUGUACCAAAAAAAUCAACUGCAAAUAACGACUACACCACUGUCGAAAAGUUGGCUGAGGUGGUAACUAAGUUAGAGUCAAGGGUAUCAGAAUUGACAAAUGCUGGAUUAGAAAAAGAUAAAAAGUUGGAAGCAUUAGAAAAGAAAUUAGAAGAGUUGUUAAAAAGAUCAACAGCAUAG